UGUCCUACCUACCUUACGAAGCACAAGAAACCCCACUACACGACACGCCCCCCGCGUGUUCUGGAUACCUUACGCAAACGCAGUUAUAGAGUUGUAACGCUCAUUCACCUCUGGAUACGAUGCCGAUGCCUCUUGCUUCAUAGCAAACCACACAGUACUCCCGACUAGUACUCGAACUCGCCUCUGGAGUCAUUCCCUCUCUUGUUGCAAGGAGUAUGAACCAGCACCUGUGCUCCUGAGAGGGCUACCAGCAACAUGGCGGAUUACGAGAGGACGGUUCUCGACUUUUACGGGCUUCCCACUUCAUAUCCGAGCGAGUGGCCUACCGAGAAGGAUAAUAAAAGUGAUGGCUCCGACGGCGACGGAGAAGACGAGAGCAAUGCCAAACUCAACCGACGCAGGUCGAGAUACGAGGCGCUCGAGAGAGCUGUGAGCGACCGAAGAAGCACCAUUCCUGGCUCUCAAUCGGAAAAAGGAGGUGUUGGAAACAUCGUCCAGAGGGACGAACCGGACCCUCUGGGCACCACCGACAGUGUUGUACGCACAUUGCGCCAACUGGGCGUGCCAGUACAAGAUGACCCUCGACUUCGGAACCGCUUCCUGCUUUCUUCGACGACCUUCUCCCCCGCCCUUUUCCUCUCACAAAUGCAUGCCACUGCAGACACCCAGAGCCUGUUGGCCGGCCUCGAAGUCCUGUCGCAGUCCAUCGAUCAGAAGUCGGCAUCGCUCAAAGCACUGGUGGAAACCAACUUCGAGCGGUUUGUCAAGGCCAAAGCCACCAUAGAUAACGUCUAUAGGGAAAUGAAGUACCGUGGUGCCGAACCUUCGCAGCCCCGACAACAGCCAAGGCACUCCCGUCAUGCCAGCAGGAGUAGCUUCCGGAGUGGUGGCGGUGCGUCCGUAGGCCCGCCACCAGUCGACAACCGAAAGAAAAAUGCCAUCGUCAAGGAGAGCGAGUACGGUGUGAUGGGCAUCAAAGCCCCUCUUCUUGACGUCUCCGCAAAGGCAGAGGACGUCUGGGGACCUGCCUUGGGCGGACGUGACAAGGAAGAGCACCUCAAGAUCGUGGCCACCUAUCUGGACGAGUUCAAAGAAAUCGUGGAGCUAAGCCCUGCCAUAUCGGACAGCGUCCGGCGGCGGGACUACGAGAGCUUGGUGGAGGAGUAUAACCGGGCCCGAAGGUUGUCCACCGAGGCGAGGAGGCUAGCCGAGACUAUUGGCGCCGGAGCUGCCAACGACGCCCAAUUGUACCAGAUUCUCCUGACCGCGCGCAUGUGGCACGAUGUCGAAGAACAGAUUCAACAGUUCAAGCGAGACAGUUUCCGGAAACUCGUCUCAUUACACAGCUCUUCGAGAGCCGACGGGAUGGUUGCCGGACAACCUCAGGAUCAGCACGUGGAACUCAUUAGUCUGUUGCUCGAACUGGGCGUCGAUGACAAUCCCAUCUGGCUCUGGCUCGUGAGCCGCUAUGAUCACCUCAAGGGCAAGAUACAGUCCACAGCGAACCGCUCCAAGGUUGAGAUUGAGGUCCUGCGGCGCCGCCUUGCCAAUGGCGACAAACCCGCCUCUCAUUUGAUUGCUUCCCAUCUGAAGGCGGUGGCCCGUCAGGCCGUGGAAAGCAACCAGACGUCAUCCGUCGACACGGCCGAAAUACUUGAACUCUGGGAGAAGAUGGUGACGUUCUUGACGACCUUGUUUUCCGCUUCGGGAAUACUGGGCGAGGUAGUCGACUUUUGGAAUAUUGUGCAAGGCUUCAUUGAGGGCGGGACGCAGGCGACCUUGCCUGUCGGCUACAAUGGCGAAUCCCGCCGCCAUCACCAGCUUUCAGAACAGGCCGUUGUCGAUUUGCAGAAAGGUGUGGUCGAACUGGUGGACCUGCUGCGGGAUGCCGUGUACGUCUUCUUCGCCGGCUUGCCGCCGGAGGACAUAUCUAUGCUCUACUCCCCCCUGCCCACGACACCGAACACUCCAAAAUCGGCUCUUACGCCUUCCGUCCCGAGAGAUCCGCGCUUCAACCUCGAUGCCAACACCGCCCCGCCACCGUCCGCAAGGCGAGGGGAAGCCUGGGAGAAACUCGCCUUCUGGCCCCCCUGGUCCAAUUCGGUCAGUGGGAUUCACUACUUAUCGAAGAUGCUGACCAUUGUAGGUGUUGGGGCCUCGGAUCUGGCGAGCAUCACUCCCGUCAAGCACGCAGCCGACGGCGGAACACUGGAGAGGCUCAAGGCGCUUGUUGGGGCCGCGCGAGAGAGGUGCGUUACCGCCGUCUGUGCGGCUUGGAACAAGGAUGCCGAGAACAUCAAGUACGUGGAGGACUGGUACCGAUCGGCCGACCUGGGCGAUGUGACACGGAUGCCAUCGACGUUUGCAGCCUUUGAAGGCGCUCUGUUGUCGGGGAUGCAGAAGAUUCUGUACGUCUCGGAUGCCAUGGCCAAGCCAGGCGCCGAAGACAUUGUUCUGCCGCCACCGUCUAAACUGCUCCAGAUGGUCAGGAGUCAAUACGUAUCGACUCUUUAUAAGGCGCUCAGUGGCAUGGUGGAAAAUGCCGAACGAUCUGUUAAGAAGGCCGACGACGAAUGGACCACGGAUGCCGACGGAUCGAUCGCGAAGUCCCCCGCUCAGGCAAGCAGAGGGUUGGGUGCUCUCGAUGCGCGGGAUAGGAAUGUCCGCAUGCUCGUCACCCUCAGCAACUUGCAAGCCCUCCGCGCUCAAGUCGUGCCGAAUCUCAACACCCAGUUCGAGAACGCCUUCUCCGUCAAGUUGACGGACGAGUCGAAGACCAUCCGCGACGUGCUAGGACAAAUCGAUGCGCGCCUAUUCCAGACGUACACACGACCUUACAUCGACAACCUCCGCCGCCUCCUGCGCGCCGGCAUCUCGGCCGCGGACUGGGCCCCUCCACCCGGCGAGAAGCCGCGCCAGGCCAAACCCUACGUCUGCGAAGCGCUCCUGAGCCUCGUCCUGGUCCACUCGCAGGUAUACACCACCGCGCCCUCCCUCACCGCGCAAGUCCUCUCCUACCUGCUCGAGCAGCUGUCGCGCGAGCUGCUCGAGGCCUUUCGCGUCCACGACCGCUACGACCUCGGCGGGCUCCUGCAGGCCACUCUCGACGUCGAGUUCAUCGCCCAGACGCUGAGCCAGUAUACCACGGAACGCGCCGCCCAGCUCCAGGCGGAGAUUUAUCAGGAACUCGAUUCGCGUACGGACAACGAUGCGCGUGCCCGUCUCCAGGCUGAGCUCCCGGAAAUGCGCGCCGUGCUUAAGCGUCUCCGCGAUGCCAGUAAGAACGAGUUUACCUGCUUUAAGAAACCUAAAAGACCGCCUGGUGCCGGUCCCGAGAGGAGAGACACCGGAGGGUCUACGUCGAGUGCUGGCAAGGGGUAGAGCUCGCCUUGGACUCGGCCGUAGAUGCUCUGACUUGGGGUCUCUGGGGUGGGGUGGGGUGAGAUCAAGUUCUAGGUGCCCCCCAUGCAAUGGAGAUAUUCUGCGAUGCCAGACGAACAAGUUCUCACCGCACUCAGACCUUUAUGUCAUUAAAUGUUCAUUAUGGCCUCUGAACUCUCCCUGGGAGGUGAUGUUCGUGUAGCGAUCUCGUUUUAAAUCAAAAUUCGACUACCUAGCUACGCUUCCUUUCGCUUGUGUGGACCUGGUAACAUGUGACAGUAUAGCAACUAUGCUCAAUG
Messenger RNA from Sodiomyces alkalinus F11, 3680 nucleotides. RefSeq lists its product as hypothetical. The coding region runs from base 256 to 3381 and encodes 1041 amino acids. Gene Ontology annotation, cellular component: exocyst. Lineage: Eukaryota; Fungi; Ascomycota; Sordariomycetes; Glomerellales; Plectosphaerellaceae. Gene Ontology annotation, biological process: Golgi to plasma membrane transport; exocytosis. The record is from RefSeq and is a predicted model, not a curated record. The transcript has 3 exons.